AUGUCCGCCAAUUUCUCUAGAUUUAGCCUUCUUCCCACCGAACUCCGCCUCUCCAUCUGGCAACACUCCCUCCCCACGCCCGUCCAUCAAGGCUUGUACAUCUACAAAAAGGGAUGUUGGGAAGCCCACCUUGUGUCUGAGGAUAGAUUCCAUCUUAGCUUCAACCUCUCGCGCCUUAUCACUAUGAGAGUAGACGUGCCUCCCUUCCUGGUUAAUCAUGAGGCGCAUUCCGUAGCGCAAAACUGGCUGCAUCAGCAAGCGGGGACCAUCCUCGUCCACUGGACCCCCGAUGGCUUCCACUUCACGCGGCCCUUUCGGCCGGCUUCCGACACCCUAUACGUGCCGGACUGUCGGUAUCUCGAAUUUCUUAUGGAAGGUCCCGAUGUGGCUUUUGCCCCCCAAUAUGAAGGCCUGAAUUACGAGACCAGCCCGCCUGCGUUCCCGCGCAUCGCCUUUUCCCGGUCUCUACUGGAGCGUGAGAAGAAUUGUAUCACUUCAGUGUUUGACAUGAUAGAGUACCAAGAUUUUGAGGAGGUCUCGGUGGUCGAAGACAUGUCAGAGGAUGACGAGGGUGAUCUAAUGGUGCUACCCCGGGUGCAGAGGCCUUGGGGAUGGACGGUGGUUCCUGGAACGGAAACGCUAGUUUGGCAUAACAGUGCGAGGGCAUAUCGCCGAGAGAAAGGCUACGAGGGCGAUGAAGCAGAUGCGUUUGCGCGGUUGGUCGAGCAGGCGAGCGUGGGCAUCGGUUCGUGGAUUGGGUGGGAGUACGAUAGACUCCUUAAGUAUAUCUGCUUCUCCAGACCACCCAUCAUGCGUGAAAAUGGAAGCAUAUGA
Messenger RNA from Aspergillus niger, 834 nucleotides. RefSeq lists its product as uncharacterized. The transcript has 2 exons. Lineage: Eukaryota; Fungi; Ascomycota; Eurotiomycetes; Eurotiales; Aspergillaceae. The record is from RefSeq and is a predicted model, not a curated record. The coding region runs from base 1 to 834 and encodes 277 amino acids.